UCAUUCUUCGUCUAUACGUUGACUGAGGAGAAGAUGGCUACUGCAAAUCUAACCAGCCUUGCAAGUAACGUCGACCUCAGAAAAGAUGAAAUCGAUGACGAUGUCAUCUUAGCCAACAUUAGUAAGAUUCAUGCUACGGCUCUCAAGUACAUUUCUGCCAUAAAAGAGCUGGCUAAUUCGGCACUUCGAGUGCCUGAUUUCAAAAUUGACCAGAUCGACAAGGAGGACAUCCCAUCAAUUAAACAGCCGGGGAGUUUCCGCACAACUUUGAUGCAAAUUUACGACGAAUCCACCUCAAUCUUUGCAAAAGCGCACGUAAACAUGUACAAGAUUGAGAUGAAGAUGGAAGAGGUGACUGAUAACGUGACGGAUUGCAAGGGAUACUUGAAAACAGAAGAAAAGGAUUUAUUACGCAGACGACUGGAUAAAAUCAAACAAGCGGCUGACGAUGUCGCAGCACUUUUAAAAGAAGUUUGCGAUGCUUUUCAUUCAUUUGGGAAUCUAAUUCAACAGGUAAUCGAAGCCCUAAUGAAAAGCGAGCACGUCAUUACGAAGACUAUUACGGACAAGAUUGAGGGGAUGAUUGAGGAAGCGAUUAAAAGCGAAGAAGAAGCCAAACAGAAAAAGGAAGACGAGUUCCAGCAGGAAAUUGAAGAAGCUGAGAGAAAUGUGAGCGAAAAAAAGAGAUACUGGGAAGACACUUGGAAAUCCAAGUUGGGCGCUUGGCUGGCAUUUCUCGUCCACGAGUUCCAAGAAGAAUCGCUUGAACAUGCCCGUCAAAUGUUGGACGAAGCCAAAGACGAAUUGAAGAGAACCAAAGAAAAGGUAUCAGCCCGUAAUAGAGACAAAAUCUCAAAUGAAAUAAUUCAAAUCAGUUGGAAAGAUGUGCGAGUUGAUGUUAAGAAAACUUUGGACAGAAAUGAAACGCUCGCAAUCCUUGAAGAUGAUUUGAAAUACAUCGUGCAGUUACAUAUUGCAUGUUUGUGCAUGCAUCGUCAUUUUGAUACAACAAGAAUUUAUUUUGACGUGGUGACAUGUCCAAGGAUAACUGACUUUUCAGCCGAAAUUGAAAGUGUAGAGAGAAAUGCCAUUCCAAUUGAAGAACUGGAAGAGUCACUUCAACUGACAUUAAAAUCCAGCGCCAAGACGCAUCACUCCGCUAAAAUGUACGUUCAAGUUAGCGACAAUCAUCUGCGUGAAGAUGAAGCGUCUAAUGACAUUAAGGAAAUGAUUACGGCUGCCAAAGGCGAUCUAUGUUAAAUGGAGAGAAAAGUGUGAGCGCAUCCCAGAUGGAAACGAUUGACAAAUGUCAAUAAUUAACUUCGUUUCACUAUCGACCUGCCCUCCGGAAUUGGCCAAGACGCUCAAGACAAACCUGAAACUCUUGUCCAACGCAGAAGAGAAUUAUUUUCGCUUAGAUUUCCUUUUUUCCUUAAUUCCAUUUUU
Daphnia pulex (common water flea) is the source of this 1446-nucleotide messenger RNA. RefSeq lists its product as uncharacterized. The transcript is spliced from 2 exons. Lineage: Eukaryota; Metazoa; Arthropoda; Branchiopoda; Diplostraca; Daphniidae. The coding region runs from base 34 to 1260 and encodes 408 amino acids. The record is from RefSeq and is a predicted model, not a curated record.